Physella acuta is the source of this 3843-nucleotide messenger RNA. RefSeq names its product uridine-cytidine kinase-like 1. Gene Ontology annotation, molecular function: ATP binding; kinase activity. The record is from RefSeq and is a predicted model, not a curated record. Lineage: Eukaryota; Metazoa; Mollusca; Gastropoda; Physidae.
GACUACUUCCGCUGAAAAAUAGUAAAGGUUUAGUCUACUAGCCUAACUAACCAGCAUGGCGCGAAUUAAAAAAUUGGCCUAAAGUGUUUAAAAAAACUGGCAUUCCCUACAUGUUAUAUUUGUUUUUGUUGUUAGAUGAAAGAAGGAAACAUGACGGAUAACGUGAUUUUCCAAACCAUGACAAGUUCAGCAUCAGACAGCCUAAAAUAUUAUACAGAAAAAACUGAAAUCUUGUAUGACAAGCUUGGCAGUGGAGAGGAUAUGGAUAGCCAAGAUGGGAGUGAAAUCCUCCCUCUGACAAUAACAACAGAUUUAGGUCCACAUAGUCCUAAUGGGCCCUCAAGGGCACCUAAGAGCCCCUCUAAAGCUGCACUUAAAAAGAGAAUCAGAGCACCCCCAGGCUCUGCCAAACCAGAAGAAACAAGAGUUUUACACACUCAUGGGAGAAGAACACUUUAUACUGCUGGUCGCCCCCCUUGGUAUAAUAAAGAAGGGCAAUUAAAAAAUGCUUUUGUUAUAGGGUUAUGUGGAGGAAGUGCAUCAGGGAAAACCACAGUUGCCAGAAAGAUAAUUGAAGCAUUGGAUGUCCCAUGGGUCAGUUUGGUCAGCAUGGACUCAUUCUACAAGGUUUUAAACCAUGAGCAACAUGAGAGAGCCAUUAGAAAUGAAUACGACUUUGACCACCCUGAUGCUUUUGACUUUGAUUUGGUGGUUUCAACAAUUGGGCGUCUUAAGGAAGGCAAAAGUGUCAAUGUUCCUAUUUACAAUUUUGCGACACAUUCAAGAGAAAAAACAAUGAAAAUUAUAUAUGGUGCUAAUGUAGUCAUUUUUGAAGGUAUUAUGGCAUUCGCUAAUGCAGAGCUCUUAAAGCUGAUGGAUAUGAAAGUUUUUGUUGACACUGAUUCUGACAUUCGACUUGCUCGUCGUUUACGUCGAGAUAUUGCUGAGAGAGGGAGAGAACCCCAAGGUGUACUUAAGCAAUAUAUGACCUUUGUGAAGCCAUCAUUUGAACACUACAUUGAGCCUUCAAUGAGAUCUGCUGACAUCAUUGUGCCUAAGGGAGGGGAGAACGAUGUAGCCAUUAACCUGAUAGUGCUACAUGUUCAUAAUCAGCUCCAAGCUAGAGGUUUUAAGCUACGUUCCAAGCUUGCGCAGUCAGCUCACAAUGGUCAGCCCAUGCCAGGGACACUUCACAUUCUAGAGAAAACUCCCCAAGUUAAUGGACUACAUUCAUUUAUAAGGGACAAAACAACUUCUCGUGAUGAGUUUAUUUUCUAUUCCAAGCGUCUGAUGAGAUUACUCUUUGAAUUUGCCUUAUCUAUGCUGCCUUUCAGGGAAGUUUUGUUAGAUACACCGCAGGGCAUUCCUUAUAAGGGUAGAAGACUGGCUGUGGAGAAGAUUGCAGGUGUAUCCAUCUUAAGAGCAGGUGAAACAAUGGAGCAAGCCUUGUGUGAAGUGUGUAAGGACGUCAGUAUUGGGAAAAUUCUAAUUCAAACUAAUUUAGAUACUGGUGAACCAGAGUUGCACUAUACACGUCUCCCGAGGGAUAUCAAAGAUCAUCACAUUUUCCUGCUGGAUGCUACAGUGGCGACUGGUGCUGCUGCGAUGAUGGCCAUACGUGUGUUGCUUGAUCAUGAUGUGCCUGAAGAAAAAAUAUUUCUCUGUUCUCUGUUGAUGGCAGAGUCAGGUAUUCACACUGUAGCCUAUGCAUUCCCAAAAGUAAAUAUUGUGACAACAGCUGUUGAUAAAGAGAUGAACGAAGAUUUCCAUAUUUUACCUGGAAUUGGCAACUUUGGGGACCGUUACUUUGGAACAGAUUUUUCAGACUAAUUGCAUGAUUAUUGAAUCAAAUGGUCUCAGCAUAUACAUUUUAUCGGAGUGAAAAAAUGAGAUUAUCUCUAGUGUUGUUGUGUAAAUAAUAUACAAGGGAAGUAAAUUUGUUACAAAUUGUUGUUUACAAAAUACUUAGAUAACAAAAUAUUCAGCUGAUGUUGCUUUUAUUGUUAUAUUGUGUGAUUCGUUUAAUUGAUGAAAGCUUAUCACAUUUGUCUAAGGUAUACAGCUGUAAAUAUGGAAAAUUGACAAUUCUAAGAAGAAGAACUAUGAGCAUUCAGCAUUCAUUGGAAUGAUUUUCUCUUUUGUUUGACUGGUUAGUGCUUAUCACAGAUUAAAAUGAUCUGCAUUUAUAACUUGUACAACCUUGAUAAGAUUUCUAGGGCAUUACACACAAUUUGUUGUCUAUAAUUGUCAAAUUGAGCCAAGAUUUUAAAGUCUUUCUUUUCAGAGAAAGGAACUAGGUUUACAGCAGUUUUGUUCAUAUACAUUUUAUUUGAUGUUCUGUUUAGUUUCUUGUAAUAUGAUGUGAGUUGAUUGCUUUGUGCCAUAAUGUGUUCUCACUAUUCAGGGUGGUAGAAAUUAUCAACGCUCAUGCUGUUUUAACUUGCCAAAUGAACCAAGUUUUAUGAACUGUUACAUUGUUAUCAAGAAAUUUUGGACUAUUUAGUGGAUUUUUUUUAACUUGUAUAAUUUGUAUAUUUAACAAAAAAUGUAUGUUGGUGUAUCAAGAUCCUUCUACUACAUUCUUUACUAUGCUGAUUGUAAAGCUAGUCAUAGCUACUUUUUUAUUUUUCAACAUCAUUAAUUAUCAAUUGAAAGCCCAUAAUGGUACCAGUUUUCAUAUUAAAAAUACUUUAGUAUAAAAUAGUAAAGUAUUACAAAAUCAUUGAAGACUAGCUUUUUAAAUCUGGGGGUUUAAAUGUCUGUAUGAGUACUAGCAGAAAUAUUUCUUAAAGAACAUAAUACUACAAAAUGACUUGUCCUUUUUGAAGUGAGGGAUAUCAAUCUAUACAAUAACAUGUCAGUUCAUUAGGUGGAUACACCUGAAUGGCUUUUUUUAAAUUCCAUCCCUUUGUUUUUUUAGAAUACAGUUAAAGCUAAUAUAGUCUCAUCUGUAUAAUGUUUAAUGUGGAAAUUAAAUAUAAAUUUUACAUCAAACUUGUGUACCAUAUAAAAUCCCCAUGCUGAAUUCCUUCAUGAAACAUUUAUUCCACAUUUAUUCCAGAGAUAAUUUUGCUGAGUAUGUAUGUUUAGAGGCAUCUUUACAACCAAUUCUUUUUUAGGCCCAAACUUAUUUGAACUACCACUUCUGGAAAGUGGAGCAUUGAUAAACAAAACAAAUAUUGUUCUUAUAACUUUAUUUCUUACUGCUUUUUGGUGAUGCAUUUGACUUUGCUGUGUUUUCUUUUAUCAUUUGUGUAACAUACCAGUGAGAGUAAUUUAAAUUUUGUGCACAAAAUAUUUUGUUCAAAUAUGUACACUUCCUUUACACUUAUUGUGCUGCCGUUUAUUGACUUGCUAUUGAUUUUUUAAAAGUGUGUGGUUUUUAAUUAUUUCUUAAAUUUGCUGUUUUGUUAUAAUUUAACAUAUCUGUUAAAAUUCAGAAAGAGAAAUUAUCUGCUGCUUUAAUAAUGUGUGAAAAUUACAACUGUAAACAAUAAGAAAUAAUUGGUUGCUCCAGUGUGCUUGAUGUCUUUACAUUAAAACAAGUUAUCUAACUAAAAUGCUUAGGCGAUUGUAAAUUUUAACCAACCAAAAUUAAAACUGAUUACCUGUGUAUGACUGCAUUAAAUAGUAAGAAUGUGUGAGACUGAUGUGAACUAGCCCACAAAAUGUAAACAAACAUGAAUUCCAGCAAGUUAUCUGGUGUAUGAGAGACAGUUGUUUCAGUGCUUGGGUCACUUGUGUGUGGAUGAGAUCUGAUUUACAUUCUGAGUGUUUUGUGGGACCAUGUCAGUGUCAAACUGUACAGCUUGUUGUCAUGUUAUUAAAGGGAGGGACACCGGU